This is a messenger RNA of Lemur catta (Ring-tailed lemur), 1652 nucleotides long. It is a transcript of the gene MRPS5, whose product is annotated as mitochondrial ribosomal protein S5. Gene Ontology annotation, cellular component: ribosome. Lineage: Eukaryota; Metazoa; Chordata; Mammalia; Primates; Lemuridae. Gene Ontology annotation, molecular function: structural constituent of ribosome; RNA binding. Gene Ontology annotation, biological process: translation. The record is from RefSeq and is a predicted model, not a curated record. The transcript is spliced from 12 exons. Bases 203 to 1495 code for a protein of 430 amino acids.
GGGCUGUCCGCGGCUGCGCCGGACUCGACCUACCUUGUGGCCUGUUCCGGCAACCCCUACCCCGGCCUGCUGUGCGGAGUGGCCCUCGGGCCUCGAGAAUUCAGCCGCGGGCCCAUGCCCGCAGUUUGACCAGAAGCAGUCGCGGCAGGCGGUGGGGAAGGCGGCCCCGGACGGAUUGCUGAGACGCUGCUCGGGCCCCAGCAUGGCGGCGGCAGUGCGCGCUGCGGGCCGCUUUCCUGCGCUGUGCAGCGGGCCAGCGGUUCAUUUAUGGUCCAGGCAGCUUUCCCUAAAUGCCUUUCCAGCAGCUUCCAUUUUGGCAUUGAAGACUGCUCUCAGUAAUGGCCCUUUGUCAUCGCUGGCAACCAGAGACAACCGUCAGUACACCAGCUUGAGCCACGCGCUGCAGACACAGUGCUGUACUUCUUCUCCCAGUAACUUCGUGGGCCAGCAGUAUAGACCGUAUAGUUUCUUCACUAAAUUGACAGCAGAUGAGCUAUGGAAAGGCGCUCUAGCAGAGAGUGGUGCUGGAGCAAGAAAAGGAAGAGGCAAAAGGACUAAGAAAAGGAGAAGAAAGGAUUUGAACAGGGGUCAGAUCAUUGGUGAAGGGCGUUCUGGUUUCCUGUGGCCUGGUCUGAAUGUCCCUCUUAUGAAAAAUGGAGCAGUGCAGACCAUUGCCCAAAGAAGCAAGGAAGAGCAGGAGAAGGUGGACGCUGACUUGAUCCAGCAGAGAGAAGAGUGGGACCGGAAGAGGAAGAUGAAGGUUAAACGGGAGCGAGGAUGGAGCGGGAAUUCGUGGGGCGGCGUCAGUCUUGGCCCUCCUGACCCUGGUCCCAAUGGAGAAACAUAUGAGGAUUUUGAUACCAGGAUACUUGAGGUAAGAAAUGUUUUCAAUAUGACAGCAAAAGAGGGAAGAAAGAAAUCAGUCCGUGUCCUGGUUGCUGUGGGGAAUGGAAAAGGAGCGGCAGGUUUUGCCCUUGGGAAAGCCACUGAACGGAUAGAUGCUUUCAGAAAAGCAAAGAACAAAGCAAUUCACUAUUUGCAUUACAUAGAACGAUAUGAAGACCAUACGAUAUUCCAUGAUAUUUCUUUAAGAUAUAAAAGGACCUAUAUCAAGAUGAAGAAACAACCCAGAGGUUAUGGCCUCCACUGCCACAGGGCCAUCAUCACCAUCUGCCGGCUCAUUGGCAUCAAAGACAUGUAUGCCAAGGUCUCUGGGUCCAUCAACAUGCUCAACCUCACCAAGGGUCUCUUCCGUGGACUCUCCCAACAGGAAACCCAUCAACAGCUGGCUGAUAAGAAGGGUCUCCAUGUUGUAGAAUUCCGGGAGGAAUGUGGUCCUCUGCCCAUUGUGGUUGCCUCCCCCCAGGGAGCCUUGAGAAAGGAUCCAGAACCAGAUGAUGAGGUUCCAGACGUCAAACUGGACUGGGAAGAAGUGAAGGCUGCACAGGGCAUGAAGCGCUCUGUGUGGGCAGGUUUAAAGAGAGCUGCCACAUAACCUCUCUGGCUUUGUACAGCCAGUGCCUGGUGUGCUUCAGCACCUAGGAGAGAGACUCAACUCCUCACACCUUGGGAUGUUGCCCUUUUUCGGGAGGGUAGGGGUGGGGUAUCCAAUCUUAUCUCCUCUGUUUACAAAUAAAUAAUUAUAGCUUUCA